Molecule: messenger RNA, 3582 nt
Organism: Cervus elaphus (red deer)
Lineage: Eukaryota; Metazoa; Chordata; Mammalia; Artiodactyla; Cervidae
Product: spidroin-2-like
Exons: 4
Coding region: 1-603 (200 amino acids)
Source: RefSeq, a predicted model, not a curated record
AUGGUCCGAGGCGGCCGCGGGGAGGUCCGCGGCGUCAGCGCCCAGGCUGGAAAAUCCCCGGCCGACAGGAGGGGCGCGGGCCAGCCGGUUCCCGGCUCCUGCUCCGCCUCCUCCGCGCUCCGGGCUGCCGCCCCCGCCCGGUCCCGCCGCGCGGCACAGCGCCUGCCGCGGCCGAGCCGGGGAGCCGGGGAGCCGGGGAGCCCAGCAGCCGAGCGGGGAGGGCCCGCGGGGCCGGUGUGCGCGUGUGUGCUCGCCGCCCAGCCAGCCGCUGGGCAGGGCCCAGGCGCGUCAGGGCCCGGAGGUCACUGGCUGUUGGACGGAGAUGUUUUGGAGCAAGACAGGAGCAGAGGCGUGGCAUCCCAUUAUUGGAGCAGGUCAGAGAGAACUGCUGGUUGGAAUAAGGGUCAUCAUUAUAUGUUGGGAGCCGCCGGGUGUGCCCAAACCGUGACAAGGUCACGGGAUGAGAGAGGAACCUGCAAGGCAGCUCUUCCUCACACGGGGCUGCCCCGGGGGGCCCAAUAUGUCCCCUCGGGAGCCACCGGGACGAGAAAGGAAUCUGCAAGACAGCUCUUCCCCUCAAGGUUGUGCCGGGGGCCCGGAUGAAAAGUUCUACCUGUGUUAAAGUUCUGCAUAACUUGGAAUGGACAAAGGAAAGCUGCAUCCUUCAAACUCUUGUAGAGAGAAAGUGAGCACAAAAAAACGAAGAUCAGCACUCUAGCUGUAUAACUCAGCAGUGGAAUUGCUGGGGUUUGGGGGCCCACAACCAACAUUCCUCAGGAUACCAAACUUUCCAAGGCAGCUGUGCUAAUUUACAUUCCCCCCAUCAGCAGUGGAGACAAGUUCCACUACUCCCAAUUUCUCCCCAGCUCACUGGCUUCGUGGAGGCCUGCAACAUUAAUGAAGCAGACAUGGCCACUGUCUCUCUAGGGAAGGUCAAGGCUAAGUAGAGGUAACUUAAGAGCCUGGACCCCUUCUGGGGCUUCUGAGCCUGUGAAAUCAGAGUCUGGAGAACUAGAUCAAAGAGUUCUAAUGAUGUCUCUCUACAAAAGCCCAAAGCACUUGUCGCUGUAGAGAGGCCCCCAGCCCCCCAUUGUAUCCCAGUGAUGGCUUCAUGCCAGGCCUUGGCUCCUGCCCACUCCCUUUAUCUCUGAGCUAACCAGUCACCCGUUCACAUGGCCUGUCUCUGGGCAGGAAGCUAGGCAUUUGAUAGCACUGACUUGCUGCCAUCUUGCUCCGGUCCUCCAGUCACCCUAGUGGAGUCAUGGUAUAUUCAGACCUAAUGUACGGACUCCACUAGUCAGAUCCUGGGAAGCCAGCCUCUGGCCUCUUCUUGUGUGUGUGUGGAGAAUGCUCACCUCCCAGUUAUGUACUGUCCCAUAUUCUCAGCCCCUUGCACAAGGUUAACCAAAAAUGCCCAGCUGGCUAGUGACCAGACAACAGGGUGGAGAGUGUCUGCGGGGAGAGCACCAGCUCCAGCCCCACCCCCCCUCCACCCCUUUACUGGGAGUUGAUCAAGGCCCUGUAGUUGUCAGUUGUGGCCGCCAGAGGGCGAAGUACGCAGCACUUUGGGAGAGCCGGUUUAGGAAUGAUGGAAUUUCCACUUUCCAAAAUCAAACUAGACAAACUUACUGUCUCUGCGUACUCCAGCUGUGUUCGCCGUCCUUCAUCUGAGUUUGGUAGCAUCCCCUCAAGAAAGGUCUUUUUAAUCUGCCUGCCUACCCCCUCCCUCCCCCUCCUAGCCCUUACUGGCCAUGGGGCAGGUCGCCGUCCUCGGGCCCCACCUCCCCAGACCAGACGCUGAUCUCAUACGCCUGGAAGAAGCCUGAUGAGUUAGGAUCUCCUUGGCCUUUUUCUCUCCCUUGGCCAUGUCCUUCUGCUUCCGCAGCCUGAUCUCUGACACAGUUUUUCCCAUAUCUUUCUUUUAAGGAAGACUUCUCUGCCCCUUACAUUAUUAUAGUCUGGUCCUUCUACUCAUAGCAAAUAGUGCCUGGUGUGUGUGAAAGGAAUUGGUGUGUCCUGGCCUUCUGCAAAGAGCAGAGGUGUGAGCCUGCAUGUUAGUGUUAGCAAGUUGACUCACCCUAACCAAAAACAUUGAAGAUUAGCAUAAACCUAAGUGCCAAGUUGUUUAUUUGCACUAAAAGCAGUGAUAAUCUGUCCCACUUAACGAACACUUUCCACAUUCUAGGGCACUAUGCUGAGUGCUUUAAAGACACCAUUUAUUCAAUCAUAGAAAUCCAGGAGGUUAAUGAUCAUUUCUUCACUUUCCAAGCGAAGAGUCUGAGACUCAGAAAGGUUAAGUGACUUGCCUGAGAUCACAAAGCUUGCAAGUGGUAGCAGUGGGACAUGAAACAGAACGAGCUGGCUUCAUUAUUUCUGCACCCUCCUGCCCCCUGACCAAGCUGUCCACUCCCUGGGGAACCCCCUGGCAGGACACCCGUGUCCUUCAAUGGCGCCCAUGCAUUGCAGUGAUCCCAUCUGUGUGAUACUGCAGGUGCACACCAUUCAUCACAGAGCAUCUCACGGCCUGGAGAGAGAUCUGGAAACAUGUGUCCCGAAUGUUUACGCUGCUUAACCAGAAGGGUGGCUUCUUCUGGUUAGUUGCUUCUCUAUCUUUUCAAUUUUUUAUGAAUGUAUUUUAUUUUUUUAAUCAGAAGCUAUUUUCAUAAUGUUGGGGGGGAGUCCUUCGCAUUCAUUCUGACUUAUGUGUCUGCCUGUCUGGCAACACAUAAGUGUUGAGUGUCCUGUAAACCUCACUUCAAGGCUUGGAGCUCUGUGACAUCUUCUCCAACACUCUGCCCUCCUCAGUGCCCUAUUGUUCCUACCUUGAUACUUACGAUGCUUAUCACACUUAUUUACUUAUCUGUAUCCCCAGCACCCAGCCCCAACUCUGAGCUUCUGGAGAGCAGGAGCUCUGCCAGAUUCAAUGUCCCCACGACCUGAUAUGGGCGGUGGAUCCGAGUAGUAGCAACUAAUGCUAUUUCAGCACUUACUGAAAUGGAGCAGGACCCUAUGACCCUUGCCCCUCAUGUCCUCAGCCUGCCUUUUGUCUGUGGAAAAACUUUAGCCAAAAAAACAAAUUUAAUCAGGGAAGUGAGGAAAUGCUGAAACAAAGGAAAAUAGUCUAUCAAGACUAAAUAAUAAUAGUUUAGCCAUUAAGCAUAGUCAAGGACCUUUAGUUCCUCUUCAAGGGCUAUAGUUAAUAUUCUGAGGCUUUGAACUGUCUCACAGAGACUGAAACCCCCACCAGGUGGAAGAAGUUAGCUACAUGAUGACUGGACUGUAGCCCUGAUAUAAACUGCCACAACUGCAAGAAUUGGGCUCAAAGAGAUGGGAACAAGCAGAUCCUGGAACUAAAGACUCACUGUACUUAAAAAAAUGAAGAGGGCACCGAUCAGGGCACUGCAAGACUGAUUUCAAGAUGACUUUUAAAGCUGACUGUGCUGUUUCUGAAUGUAACUCCCUUGCUUCAUCUAUAAAAGUUCUUGCCCACUGAUUGUCAGUGGUGGGGAGUCGGUCUUUGGAUAGGAGUCUGCCCUCCCCAUUGGUUGCCUGCCUCCGAAGUAAACCAAACUUUCAUUUCCA